ACAACCAGUGCCCUAGUUUCUCUCAGUCUGAGUCUGGCAGUUACAAGCUAAGACAUGUUUUCCUGUCUUCGCAAGCGUUUUGGGAGGGGGAACGUCGAUUGUGGAGAGACUAGAGUGAAGGAGUCUGGCCUUUCGUCUCUAAGUAAUGAUGGACAAAGACAGCACUUCUGGGGAAUGUGGAACGCUGGGAGAGAAACAUCUUCCCCUGAAACUGCCCUAAGCGAGAAGCAGGCCAAGAAGGAAAAGGAGAGGCUGAUUAAAGAGCUGCAGCUCAUUACCAAGGAGAGAAAUGACCUGAGAUAUCGCCUGAGGUUUCUGACAGAGAGAUCCAAGAACAACAGGCCACACUUCAGGCCAAAUCCGUAUUACGAAGACCUGGAGAGAAUGGAGGAGGUGGUCAUGUCAAUUCUGCACAACUUAGAGAUGGAGAACACUGAGAUCCAUGAGAACAGCCAUAAGCUGAAGAAGGAGAUUACCUUCUCUAGAAACCUGCUCAGCCAGCUCCUGAUGGAGAACACAUGUAGGAAGAAGUUGGUCCCACAGAUGCAGGGGAGCAAGGAGGGACAUCUUGAUUGUGCACUGAACCAGAAAUAUUUGGUUGACUUCAACAAGAAAGAUAAAGACCAGCAACGUCCAGAUCCAGCAUCAUCAGGUCUCAGAAAGUGCAAGAGAGCUGGAAUUGGACACACACCAGUAAGAGAGCUUCCUGAGGAAUAAGUUGCUUUCUCAGGAGUCCCUGAUGACAAACAUCCUGAACGGUAACAACAUUUUUUGGAUGAGUAUUCUUCCUCAGAGUUAAUUUGUCAUUUCUUAGAGACCCUAAAUUUAUAUAACACUAAGCCAGCCUGACUGAUUGAGGUCUUACUCACUUUCUUCUUCAGAAAACACCACUUGAGAGACAACUUGGGGGACCGCCUUUCAUUAUGUGUGCUAGAGGAGAAACAGCAAUACAUCUGUGCUUCUAAAUGUUUGUUAAAAAUAUGCUGUUUAGAAAUAUUUUUGUUAUGAUUUUAAUUGAAGUUUUCUUUUUGUUGUUUCAUAUUUAUAUGUUCUUGUUACUGUUUUUCACUUUCCAAUAUGUUUAAAUAUUUUUAUUCAUUCAUUUUAAUCCUGUU
Molecule: messenger RNA, 1115 nt
Organism: Rattus norvegicus (Norway rat)
Lineage: Eukaryota; Metazoa; Chordata; Mammalia; Rodentia; Muridae
Source: RefSeq, a predicted model, not a curated record